AAUAUAUUUAAUAGUUCCUCUUCUUGUGAUAUUUCGCCUUCCAAAUGUUGGUUUAAUUUUUAAUUUCAACCUGUAUUUACGGUAACAAACUAUGAACUGCUCUGAUUUUGUUUGCUCUGGAUCUGACGCAGAUCCUGCGUUUGGUAUGUUUAGUGAAUCCCGAGCAGGAAAAUACGCACCACUAUACAUGAAGACCUCAUAAAAACCGGAGUGAAAUGGAUAGUUAACGUGCCUUUGCCUGUCAUAGCGAAGGAGUGGCGUGACAUGCCAGCUUUCCUGCUCCUGAAUCCACCUUAAACCGUGGCCAAGGGGGAGGAAUGAAUGUUGUGACUAGAGAGCAGAAAGGAGAGGCGAAGCCCGCUUGAGAGUUUUAGUUAAAGCAGAUCUCUGCUUUAACCCAGGACAUAAAAGUUACAAUGGCAACCCAAGAGAACCAUGGGUACCAGCCUGCUGCUGGUUCGCCACCUGCAUACUUCCCCCCCGAGUCAAGAGAGUAUCUUUCAUUUCCCCAACAACCUCCCAAUUUCUUUCCCGUGAACGCACCCCAAACCAUGCCUGCACCCAUCCCUGUAGCCCAGUCAUCAAGAACUGCCUGCCGGCGCAAAGUGACACGGAAGAGAUGCUGCUUGUGUAUUCUGGCUGUCGUCGCCAUCCUCUUGGCUGCCGUGGCAGUCCUGCUGUGGUACUUCUUGUCCAAAGCAUGCGUUUUCCGUGUGGCCUGUGGUGAUGGUUCCUGUAUAAGCAGCUCCCAGUGGUGCGAUGGCGUGGAGGACUGCCCGACCGGGCAGGAUGAAGGCCAAUGUGCUCGGCUCUAUGGUCCCGACUCUGUCCUGCAAGUCUACUCAAGCAGAAGUCACUCGUGGGAUAUGGUGUGUGCAGAUGGAUGGGACGAUAGCUUUGGGAGAGAUGCGUGUGAACAGAUUGGAUACGAUAGUGGUUUGUAUGUCAGCUCUGGGAACACCAGUCUGAGUGGCAGUCCCAGUAAAGCCUUCUUCAGGUUGCCAGUAUCAAGUUUUGCUUCUGUGAAGAACCCUCUUCACAGGCUUCUUGUCAGCAACAUAUCCUGCUCGAACAGCCUUGUGGUUACACUGCAGUGCAUUAAAUGCGGAACGCGAGUGGAUCGUCCGGGGAGCCGGAUCGUUGGCGGAACUGUAGCCAGUAAGGGUGCAUGGCCUUGGCAGGUCAGCCUCCAGAUCAAUGGGCAGCAUGUGUGUGGCGGUUCCAUCAUCACCCCCUACUGGAUUGUGACGGCAGCGCACUGCGUUGAAAAGUAUUCAAGGCCGAGUUUUUGGACUGUAUACGCCGGCUACCUCACCCAGGAUGAAAUGGCCCUCGCUGACGGGAUAGCGGUGUCUGUUGUCGUAUCCAACAACUACGACAGUACGACUAAAAAUAACGAUAUCGCUAUGAUGAAGCUGAUGAGGCCGGUGACUUUGUCAGAUGUGGUCAGGCCUGUGUGCUUGCCGAGUCCUGGUCUUAGCUUCAGUGCCCCCCAGACGUGCUGGAUUACUGGGUGGGGGUCUCUCUAUGAGGGCGGGCAAGUCUCACAGAAUCUAAUGGAGGCUGAGAUCUCGCUAAUAGACAGGACAACCUGCAACCAACAGAGUAUAUACAACGGAGUGAUCACAGAUACUAUGAUCUGUGCUGGUUAUCUGGAUGGUGGAGUGGAUACCUGUCAGGGUGACAGCGGGGGUCCUCUGGUAGCACAGGGAAACUCUCUGUGGUGGCUGGUGGGCGACACCAGCUGGGGCGCUGGCUGUGCCAUGGCAGAAAAGCCCGGAGUCUACGGAAAUGUGACCUCCUUCCUCGGCUGGAUAUAUGAGCAAAUGAAGAAAUAUAAAUGAAGAAUCUGUUGCUUGCACUUUAUAGCACUAUACUAUAUACAGGAAAAAUUAUUUCAGUUGUAUAAUUUUUCAAAUAUUUGGCAGUGUCAUUGAAUUCAUAUUUACAAUCGUCCUUUGGUACUAGAUUGGUUGCAGGACUCCCCACAGCUACCAAAAUCUGUGGAUGUUCAAGUGCCUUAUAUGAAAUAUUGUAGUAUUUGCAUAUAACCUACACACACCCUGCCUUAUACUUUGUUUAAAUCAUCUCUAGAUUACUUCUAGUGCCAAAUGUAAUGUAAAUACUAUGUAAAUAGUUGUUAUACUGUAUUGUACAGUAGUGUAACAGUCUUCGAGCCACAGUUCAGUUCAUACCUCUUUUUUUUUAGAGGGGGUACAAAAAAAAAGUUUUAUUAAUCACUAAACACUAAAAUGCACAUUAGAUUAACUUCACAUAAAAUAAGUAUGUAAACGGAAAAUAAAUAAAAAAAAAUAAAAUAACUUCUCUGAAGAGCAAUCAGAAAUAACCCAGAUAACCAAAAUCCCCCCACUGCUGACAUGAAUGUGUCCGGGGGUCUGCGUGUGCACGUGAAAGUAAGAAUUUUAGAUGAUCCCUUCAGGGGCUCCGUACAAUGUACCUUUGUAUAAUUUAAAAUUUACACCCUGAUCUUAUGUUAACACAAAUGAGUUUUCCUACAAAAGUUGUAAAAAUAUUGUAUUGAAAGAAGAUUAAAGUUUCAUAACGACAUAGUUCAGUGACCCUGGACUGGAAAAGUGGCUGGAUGGAUAAUUUUGUAACAAAAUGACAGAAAUGUGUGAUAUUUUGAGUGGGGCUUUAUUGACCCCAGGGGGGAAAUCUUACAGUAUGCAUAGAACAUCAAAGGACAUACAAGCAAGUGCUAACAAACAAGCAAACAUCUGAGGUUUUUUUCCCUCUAUACUUCUGUUCUUGAGUAUUGGAACUGGUCUUCAGGAUGACGUAAAACAGGUCUGCGAGGACAUAAGUAUGGUCAGGUACGGUUUUCCCAGGCUUUCAGAGACUUGCAGUACUUUAAUUUCCCACAAAUAUUGAUAAACAGGAAAUGUCUGCACUCUUCAGUACGUGGAGAAUUGUGGUUAGGUCAUGUCAGGUUUGCGUCUUCAGUCACCGGCGACUUAAACGCUUUCAGCGGAAGAGCAGGUGUUCCCCUUUCACAAUUUUCACAACUUUCAACCAAUGUAAUGCCAGAAAAUAUUUGUCAGUGGAGAAAAAAAAAUGUAUGAUUUUGGAUUGGGCCUCCUUAUGAAACACUAAACGAGGACUAUUGCCGAGUUUUGAACAGGCAUGGAAACCAGCUAUGAAAAAUCUGUCACCUAGGGAGUUGCUUCUGUUUUGAGUGACGCUACGUGUAUGAUUCAUGUAAUAUAUUUAAAUAUUAAAAAUGUGUAAUUAAAAGAAAUGUGUUUCCCCCCCAGGUAGCUUAUUGUUGUGAGCUACUUACCAUUAAUAUCCAAACAAUGAAUUGUGUCCAUGUUUUGGUAUUUACGUAUUAUGCAGUACAAUAAGUUAAUUGUCUUGAAGCUUUCAGGGAGAAAUUGUGCCUGUUAGUUAUUCUUAGUGCUCAGGUGUCAUAGAAGCUAAAUCUGGUUUUUCUUAUGGACAUUUCCAAAGACUCACUGAGCACAACGCAGGUGAUUAGUUCAAUUAUAGCUGUAACCCAGAUUAAAAGGUAUACCUCAUCAUAUAACAAUUUUAUAAACGUUGUCGGGAGAUUCUCGAACUUGUGGAUGCUUUUAUACAAAUGCAAAAUGUGAAAAAUUGGAAUAAAGAAUAUUUGUUUUCAGUAA
This is a messenger RNA of Brienomyrus brachyistius, 3647 nucleotides long. Its product is annotated as transmembrane protease serine 2-like. NCBI's taxonomy places the organism in Eukaryota, Metazoa, Chordata, Actinopteri, Osteoglossiformes, Mormyridae. Gene Ontology annotation, biological process: proteolysis; acrosome reaction. The record is from RefSeq and is a predicted model, not a curated record. Bases 417 to 1844 code for a protein of 475 amino acids. Gene Ontology annotation, cellular component: membrane. Gene Ontology annotation, molecular function: serine-type endopeptidase activity; protein binding. The transcript is spliced from 14 exons.